AUGCCAUUUGGGCUUGACCAACUAUGUGACACACAAGCCCAACCUCGGAGUCGGGUUUUACCUCUUGGCACCGGCAGCACUAGAAGCGAGGAUCCGUCCAGCUACAGGGCGCUUAGAGUGCGCAACUCUCCGUUUUUGACUAACGUGCCUCUAGUGUCAAAGGCCACUCCACAAUUUGCGCACAAAUCUAUAGUUCACGGGGAUGUGCUUGGUAGUCACGUGGCAAGUGCUAUAUUGUGCCAUGUCCCUUCAGCAGAGGGGAGAUCCAAGCAAUCAGCUCUACCGCCACAUGAAAACUCUUUAAUAAACCAGGUACUGCCCAGGAUCAGCGACACUCUACACGAAAUGGCUCGCAACGCUACUCCAGAUUUCUCGCAAUACUCCGUACUCAAAGGCUCGGAGGACGUCGAUGAUAGUCCCCUGGCGUCAGUCGAUCUCGACAAGUAUACCAAGAAUCCCCAUUCAGUGCCUCACUCCCGGGUCCUUAGGCGUGCAUGUCCCCCUGGCAGUGCCAUACCAGGCCCGAAAAGUCACCGGAAGAGCUCUGAUAGCGCCAGUGCACACCCUAAGGCCUCAGUGCACGAUCCCCCUGGUCCCGUCGACCGGCAGUUCAAGUCAGCUAACGCAUUCUUAGAAACAGGGAGGGCUUCGGAGCACUUCAGUAUUACCGAUGAGGAUCUAGACGAUACCGAAAUCUACCAGGAUAUUGCUAGUUCUUUGCCAAACUCUCGCGGAAGUAAUGCUUCGCGGGCAAAACCUGUUCUAAGUGUGGAGGCGAGCCCAAUACAUAAACGGCCGAUGCGUAAGCUCUGCCUCAACCACUUCCCCCAGCUUGUGUUGCACAAUGACUCUCGUGGGAGAGCACCUUCAGUGGAGGAUGCUUCUAAUACGUCUGUUUCACCUGCAGGAAGUCUUGCAGAUUCUAAUGGUAAGGCUUCGCCUAAGGUUGAAACCCCUGUCUGCCAACUCAUUCAGCUCCCUCCUAUUACUGUCUUUGAGGAUACUUGUGACGAGUACCAAGGUACAGCAUCCAAACAAAGCCAUACAUCCAGUGGCAAACUGUCUUCUUGCUCACCAGCAGGUCAACUUAACAGCCCUCGGCUACGCCUCAGCACUGGCCAAACUAUAGGCGAUAUAAGCAUAGAUAACUCCAUACAGUUUCCUCUAUUAGAAAAUGGUCGGUUAUCUGGUGAUCGUUGCUCCUCCAUAGACAUGGAUCUACCUAUUCAUCUGGGGACAACUCUGCUCACAAUCAACGAGUCUGACAACGCAGAAUUUGCUCAGCAGGUAGCUGACACCGCCACAACGAAUCCCGCGUUAACGGCUGCAUACAGUUCAUCUUGCUCUGUCCCGCAUAUCUCUUCUAUUACAGGCGCUCUAAAUGAUAGCAUAACUGAGCCGCCUCUUAUGAAUAGUGCAGAGCAUACUCACACAAGGCUGGCAGAGCAGCGGCAGUAUUCUAUUGAACGUUUUCCCGUGAUAGACUCCACCCAGCUGUCUGGAGCAUCUUUUGCGCAUAACUCUAUUGCAAACGAUGAUCCAGACACAGGGACAUUUACUUCUUCGAAGCAGUCCGUUAUUCAUUUGUUGAAAGGAAGCACCCGACAACUAAGUGACUAUAGAGCCCUCAUAGACCCAGAUCAAUCCACCUCACUUCUCACAGAUAAUAUUGACGAGUGCAUGGACUCAUACGUAUUUAUUGGGAAGCUCGGGGAUGAAGAUGGAUCCGCAGACACUAAGUCGUGCACCUUAACUCCCCGGUAUCUAAAUAUUACGUCGUAUUGUGUUGGAGAAGACACGUCUUCUACAGCCAUAGUUGACACAAACACGGCUCUUUCUCAUCCUCGGCCAAGCAGUGAAGAAAUCCUUAGCGGGCUAUCCUCUGAUGAUUGGCAACGGCAGAUAGAUGCCAUUACAAAAUGUAUUAGUUUUUUCUCUGCUCUGUCUACUACAACGGAUAACAUAGAAAUCCAGACAAUCAUUGCAUCGUACGUUACGGUAUUGUCUUCCCCACGGUCUAAGGUAAUCAAGCACGCUAUCGAAACUUUGGUUCCGAUCUUUCUUACCAAGCACCCUGCCUUGCUGCACUACGCAGAUAGGAUAUUCACCCCCUUGCUUCUUCGUGUUGGGUCCGCGUCCCAGGCCGACUUCAUCUCCACAGCUGGAGACCGGGCGCUACACGUCAUCGUAUCGCUCACGCAGCCCCUCAAACUCGUGCCACAUCUGCAGAAGGAGUCUAGACACAAGUCUCCAGGCGUGCGGCUUCGAGUCGCACAACUAUUUACAAUCAUCUUCAAGGAAUUUGCAGAGGAUUCUCAGGUAGUUUCCCAUUUCCGCAGCUCCACAGAGAUAUAUGUUGAAACGCUAUUAAGGUUGAUAGGAGAUAGCUCUGAAUCGGCUAGGAAAUAUGCUCGAGAGGCCUUUGCAAUGCUCUUGAGUAUAACAAGGAUACCAGGAGAGUCUGUUGCCGACUUUUUAACCCGUUGUAGGCUCUGCACAGUUGAUAAUCUUUCCAGGGUGAAGUUUGUCGAGUGA
This is a messenger RNA of Giardia duodenalis, 2535 nucleotides long. RefSeq lists its product as uncharacterized. The record is from RefSeq and is a predicted model, not a curated record. The transcript has a single exon. Lineage: Eukaryota; Fornicata; Diplomonadida; Hexamitidae. The coding region runs from base 1 to 2535 and encodes 844 amino acids.